AUGCCGCUCGAAGACGGGGAUGCCUUGAUGAGUCCCGAAGAUGCCAUCACCAGCGGUCGAAUGGAGUCCGUCUCGGAUUUAGCCUGCAUGUACCUGCAAGCUGCGGCGCCCGAGGGUCAGCGCAGCAAGGACUUGUGCGACUCCAUCGCCGAUGUGGCUUUACAGUUGGCCAAAAUAUCGCUUCUAGACAAGCCUCUCAAAGAACGGAUGAGCAACUACAGCCUCGCAUCCUGGGAUACAGUCGCCUCACUUGAAGUGCUCUUCCAAGCAAUGAAUGGAUCCCGCAGACACAUGGGUGAGAGCAUGCCAGUUCUUAUCAAGAACCAGGAGCUGCUCAUCGUCAUCAAGACCCUCAUCAAGACUAUGCCUGAGCACGUGUACCGGUACAUUGGCUUCCACGCGACCGCCUACCUGUCGCCGUAUCUGGAAUCCAUGGAGGCAUUCUGGGAGAUGGCACUCUUUGCUACCGCACGACGGGUGCCGCGCCGCAAGAUGCCGCGGGAGCGGAUUGGUCGGAUGGUGGACGAGGCGAUGCUAGACGCCGCGGUCGGCCAUUCGCCCCCGGAAAAAUGGCGUCUCUGCCUGCACGUCGUAGAUCGGCUGCUCCCUGGAGUGCUGGUCGUCGCGUUUGCCCGGUACGCCAACGACACGACCUUCUUCACGGAGCUCAUGGCUGACGUCAUUGCGGAGGAAGUGCGGAGCAGUUUCAUUGACCAGGUAGGAAGGAUGACCCACUUCGACGAAUGGACGAGGCGUAUCUUUCAAAUAAAGGCGAGGACAACCAACCUGUAUUCCAUGUUUCCGCUGCCCCAGUUCUUUCAGGAGUUCGUUCUUAAGUACGCGAAGCAGUUGCAGACAAAGGUGCAAAACGUAAAUUCUUCGCUGGACAUUUUCCUGAAAGCGAGCGCCUUUGUGGGGUCUACGUGGAACUACCCAAAGCAGCACAUCGUUCACGAGAAUAGCUUUUGA
Messenger RNA from Rhipicephalus sanguineus (brown dog tick), 969 nucleotides. RefSeq lists its product as uncharacterized. The transcript is spliced from 9 exons. Gene Ontology annotation, molecular function: metallopeptidase activity. Bases 1 to 969 code for a protein of 322 amino acids. Lineage: Eukaryota; Metazoa; Arthropoda; Arachnida; Ixodida; Ixodidae. The record is from RefSeq and is a predicted model, not a curated record.